This is a messenger RNA of Drosophila albomicans, 1608 nucleotides long. Its product is annotated as UDP-glycosyltransferase UGT4-like. Gene Ontology annotation, molecular function: UDP-glycosyltransferase activity. The transcript is spliced from 2 exons. The coding region runs from base 28 to 1608 and encodes 526 amino acids. The record is from RefSeq and is a predicted model, not a curated record. NCBI's taxonomy places the organism in Eukaryota, Metazoa, Arthropoda, Insecta, Diptera, Drosophilidae.
UAUCGCCAUGAACGGACGUAGUUAAAUAUGAAGACUGCUCAAGUUUUCGUCGCUUUGUUCAUGCUUCUUUUGUGCACGCGGUCAAUGCAAUCGGAAAAUAUCCUAGGAAUAUUCUCGUACACUUUUAGUACCCCCUACAAAGUGGUUAAACCGUAUUUCGAAGCCCUAGUACACAACGGACAUAAUGUAACUAUUAUCUCAUCGAAAGAACUUCUACCGGACAUCGAGAACGUGCGACACAUUCGCAUUGCAGCUCUUGAUUUGCUCAUAGAACAUGCCUUGUCAUUUGAUUAUUCAGAAUGGACAAACAGCAAAUGGAAAGAAUCCGUAAUGUCCUCCAUAUUUUAUUACAAUGUGUCGCACUGUAUUCUCAGCGACUCAGGAGUGCAAUCGUUGCUACAUGAUAAAUCCGAGCACUUCGACAUGAUCGUUUUGGAGCCAACGUACUCCGAUGCGCUUAUUGGAUUCGCAGAGCAUUUUAAUGCCUCCCUCGUUGGUUUGUCGACAUUUGGCUCUUCUUGGUUAACUGAUUAUUUAGCUGGUAACUCGGCGCCAAGUGUUUAUAGACCCGUGCAGCCAGUGGGAUUUUCUCUUGGUAAUUCGCUGCUGGAUAAGUGGAAUAAUUGGAUUUACAUAGCCGAGGAAUGGAUGAUCGAAAGAUUUGUUGUUUUACCUGGCCAGCUGAAGCUAUUCACGCACUUCUUUCAACUUCCAUCGUCACGUUUAUUAGAGCGGCGCACAUCUUACUCACUGAUGAUGAUUAAUACGCACUUUAGCCUCGGUCGGGUUCGCUCCAAUGUACCCAACGUUAUCGAGGUGGCGGGAAUACAUAUGGCAGAGCCUAGUGAACCACUCGAGCCAGAGUUACUAGACUUUGUGAAUGGAGCGGAGCACGGCGUCAUUUACUUUUCCAUGGGAAUGGAGAUUCUAACCAGAUGGUUGCCCAAGAGUAUAGAACAAAAGUUGCUAGAGACUUUCUCAAAACUGAAGCAGCGAGUCGUGUGGAAGCACGAAGAGCACACGAUGCUCAAUAAGUCGGAUAACAUCUACUUGAGUCCCAUGGCAUCACAGCGUCAACUUUUGGAGCACCCGAAUAUAAAGCUUUUCAUCACACAUGGUGGACUGCUAAGCACCAUCGAGGCAAUAUACUCGGGAGUGCCGAUGUUGGGCUUGCCCAUCUAUUACGAUCAGUUCGACAAUGUGGAAAAAAUGGUGAAGGUAGGCGUAGCUCGGAAACUGAAUAUCAACACUUUCACAGAGGAGCAGAUGAUGAAUAAUGUCAGAGAACUGCUCCAAAAUCCCAUUUAUGCUCUCAAGGCAAAGGAGAUGUCCAAGCGCUUCCGGGAUCAGCCAACAAGUCCCAUUGAGACCGCCAUCUGGUGGACAGCAUACGUACUAAGGCACAAGGGAGCACCCCACAUGCGAAUGACGGAUCAGGACAUGGCAUUUGUACCUUAUUAUAAACUCAACAUACUCUCGAUACUCUUCGGUCGUAUUGCGUUCUCUACAAUCCUCGUCCUCUUCAUCUGCGUGAUUGUUGUGAAGUUUAUCUUGAAAGAGUUUCUAAGAAUCACUGAAGAACCUUCGGUGUUAUACACAUCUAUUUAA